Messenger RNA from Gongylonema pulchrum, 1560 nucleotides. NCBI's taxonomy places the organism in Eukaryota, Metazoa, Nematoda, Chromadorea, Rhabditida, Gongylonematidae. The record is from the annotation of a GenBank genome assembly.
GCUGUUCCAGCAAAUUUCAGCAUUUGGUUGAUGGAACCAGAUUUCUGGGUGAAAGGUGCUGAGCGGUAUAUGCUGGAAACGGAAUUAAAGCCGUGCUCACUGCUGAACAAUGAAGUACCGGAAGCAGAUCUGGUGACAAUUUUUGAAGAAUCUCGACUUCUUCAAGAUGUGGACUUCCAAAGCAAUGUGCUUGGACUUUAUUACGAUGGUGGUGAAGUGGCGAAAAGAUUAAAAUCGCCAGGAAUGAGCGUUAUUUGUCUUAAGGUACGUAAUCAGGAAUCGUACGAUUGUUUCGUUAGCAAUUCGCGUUUCGCUUCGAAUUGGGAUACGCUAGUUUGCGCUCGAAUUAUUACUUUUCAGGAGAAGGAGUUCGAUAUUACAGUGAAAAAUUCGGACAGCAAUUACAUAAUCUGUGCAGUCUGCAUUGAAAUUGCUCCAGACAAAUGCCCUUCGAGUGUCGCUUUGUUCGGCAGAAAAAUUAGCCUCCAAACAAAAACUCUACGAACGUUCGACGUAGCACUGACGCGUAGACAGUCCAUCACAUGCUGCCAGUUAUCACAGUGUUUGCUGAAAAAGCUUGUACUGUUGAAUGAAAAAUGUUCUUUUUUUUUUCGUUGUUUAAAUCUUCCUCUGCAGGUUUUCGGUAAAAUGAGAAAAGAUCUCGGAUUUCUCUCCAGCUCUUAUCGAUUUGAGCAAAUCAUCACACUUCCUGAGCAAACCAUUGUAUCCUUCUUCUCAACGUGCUGCAAGCUUGGCAUGUGCUUAAAAUCACAGCCGAUGGAAUGGUUGAUGCCGCUGGCAGAGCAGUUCGCAUCGCCAGGGUUUGUACAUGGUGCUGUGAAUCGACGAGCACUGAUGUUAUUGAAGCAGUUGUCUCCAUCGUUAGAAACCUAUUAUCAACAUAAGAUAUUUCUUCUGUUUCAGGAUAAAAUUCUAUUUGCUUCGUUACAAAUGCACCAAGAAUGCGGCACCUUACAACUUUCACUUUUCAACAGCAUUGCAGCACAACUAAAGCAAUUGCUUUUGCAACGAGUUUUAUCCUUCCGUCGCAACUGUGGUGAUAUCAUUUCUUUCCUGAAGCUACUGGCGCACUGUGUUCUUUCAAAUGGAGUAGCAGCAGAUGCAGUUCUGGACUGCCUUCUCACCAUUGCCUUUAUGUAUCUAGCAGCUGGAAGCAGUCGUUCUACGGAAAUAACAGAACUUAUUUUGGAGCUAUUAUUUGCAGAGGAUAUUGUCAUUGCUAAUCGAUGCAGAUGUGUAAUGGCAGCUAUUAUAUCAAACUACUCUGCUACAUGUGUCAAAAAUCACCAGUCCUUAUUUGUGUUGGUGGAAGGUGCUGCAUCGGCAAUUGCAGCGGAACACAAAACUUCCACUGCAUCAUCCACUGGUCACUUAUUGACCACUAAAUUUACUCCGUCAAUUGUUGGUGAGCUGGAAACUGAACUACAGAAUUUGCUUGUCCAGGCCAAGUCAUCGUCGGAAUCGGAAGGCUUUACGAGAGGUAUAAAGCACCAUAACUUUUGUUUGCUUAUCAAUUAUGGGUUGAUAAUGAUUGGAUAA